AUGGCAAAACACGUGCCGACCAGUGCUGAUUUCAUCGCAAGGUCCUCGCGAAAGAUCCAGAACACCUUGAAACACCGGAUCCACACCCCUCGGGCUUCGCCAGCGAGAAAAGGCCCCUUGGAAGGGCUCACGAUGCGCGUACGGGAGGACCCCCGGGGCGCCGCGGAGCUCUUCUGCGGGCAGCACGGCAUCACCGACGCGAAGACGAUCGAUCUCCUGGGGGAAACCCUGGCGGAACUGCACAAUUCCUCGCCGUCUUCACCUCCUUCGUCGAUGCAUCGGCCGUCGUCUCUGACGUCGCAAUAUUCAACACAGCCAUCCCCACCACCACUGGAGGCAGAGGAGUCCACGUGGGGGGCACCGCGGAGAGGAAAUGGUGGAGUGGACGAGGGUGCAGCAUCCACCAGAGGGGGCCGAUCCGGAGAGCAAGCAGGACGAGACGCGGAGGAAGCAGUAGAGGGAGCGUUGGCGGGAACACGCGUGGAGGAAAUCGCACGGAAAAUGAGGGCAACGGCAGAGGCCUCCCACGACCCCGCCGACCCCGCCUCGGUGUUCGUAGACCUUCUCGUCAACGGGGACCCCGCCCCGCUCGUGUUCCGCAUCCCUCCCAAGAAGGCGCCUCACCGGCAGCCGCGAUUAUCCGACGGCGGCGUUUCUGAACUGCAAGGAGAGACGGGACAACCACAACAAGGGAGGGAAGGGGAGGAGAAGGAGGAGUGGGGUAUGGAAGAUGCGUGGGAGGAGGAGGAGGAAAAUAAGAAGGAGGAGAUUGCGGCGGCAGCUGCAGCGUGGUGCCGAGAGUUCGGGGCCAACCGACCCGAAGAAAUAGCUUUCGUGGAGACCGAGAUCGAGAAGGCCGUUGAGUCGGCCGCGGAGGCGGCGGAGGCGUCAGCAGCGGUCAGGCCAGCGGCGGCGACCGCUGGCGUAAACGGAAGGUACCAUGCCCCGACGGCAGCUUCGGGGGCUCGCGAAGAAGGACAUUCGGCAGCAGUAUCCGGUGCCCGGGAGCUGCUGCAGAGGAAAGAGUCGGAGUUGUCGGACAAGGACGGCGUGCGGCCGAAGCGAAGCGAUCUCGAGGACAGCAGCAGCCGCGGGAAGAUGAGGAGGGGCACGGUAGAGGAACGCCUGACGCUGUCGUCCGUGCUUGCGCCGGACGUAGAGAAGGGCACGAGCAUCUUCUGGGUGAAGGUGGCAUGGAAGCUGCUUGACGCGUACCCGGCGCAGAUGGAGGCUGCCAGGAGGGACGGAACGCUGCUGCCGGCUAGGGUAACGCUGCGGCACGCAGCCUGCCAACGAGAGGUGGCGUUCGUCUUGAUCGUUGCAGUGUUGUGGGUCGCACGAAGCCGGCGUUGGUGGUUGUUCAAGCGUGCGACUCCCGCUCCCGCCGACUAUCGACGGAGGAAAAAAGGAACCCCGCUGAUCCUGUCCCGAGCGUACAGACUACUGGCCCGUGCCUGGGGACGCACGCGGGGCAAGAACACCCGGGGACGGAGAACUGUCAUCCCCUCCCCCGGAGGGUGCAAGGUUGAGACUCCUCCGGUUUGUCACGAUCGAGGCGACGUCCGCACUGGUUUCGUCGGCCGCUACUUCUUUGGUCGCGUUCUCCGCACGGCACGCGGGAAGAACGUCACCGCUGCACGCGCAGAGGUGGACGGCGACGGUCCUGCCUCUUCUGCAGCUCCGACAAUCGCCGCCAAAAGGGCUCCCCGGAAGGGCACCAUCACCCCCACCGAAACGGCCGUGGACACGACGACCGCACCCGAUGUAAACAACGAUCACCGCAGCAGCAGCUACAAAAACGACGACGACGACGACGGCGACGUCAACGGGAGUGGUGAGAGUCUCCCGGGCAACGGGUGGUCGUCGUCGUGGGCGGAAGCUGCCUUGUUCGAGGCCGGUCGCGUCGCCGGGACGUUCGUCCGCGUGGGCGUGAUUCGACCGCUGGCGUACUUUAGCGGCCGUGGGACGAAGCCCCACACCCCGGCUUUGCCGUCAAGAACGAAAUCAAAACCGGUUUCGGCGAAGAGCCGCAGAAGAAAUGUCAUUGGUAGCAAUCCGAGAAGGACCGGAAUCGUCGCCCCCAAGAGACCGCGGAUAGAUGCGAAAGAGUGCGGGAAAACCCAGGAAAAGCCCGCGGAUAUUCGUGAACCUCUUGCGGGAUUUCCCGCGGACGUCAACGCCCAGCGUACAUUUGAGGGUGCGGACGCCUGCAGAAUGCCACCCUCUUCGGUAGCAGCGGUGAAGCAGAACCAGUAUGUACCACCAGGAUGCAUGGCUGGAACUGGGAGGGACAAAGCUGAGGAGGUUGCGGCAAAGACCGACUCCGUUCCCGGCAGUGGGAGCUGGACAUCGGUGUUGGACGGAUUAUCGAGAGAUCCAGGAAACAGGUUCAUGCAGGCCGCUGUCCUGUCGAGCGUGGGCAAGGUGCUGGCCAAGACCGACUCUUUUGAGAUUGAGACGCACGAGGCUUGCGACUGGGUGCGGCUGUUCAAAAGCAAGAAGGCAAGGCCCCAGCAGCACCACCUACUUGCAUACCUCUGGGCUGCAAGAGCGGCUGGCCACAUGUAUCAGGGUGAUAUCACGGUAGGUGGGCGCAAGUUAAUGGUGCUAUCGAGGCAGGAAGGCAGCAUCAUCCUUUCAAACAAGGCUCUCGGAAGCAAGAUGAUCGGGCUUAAAGGUCGGUCCGGCACCGUUGUCCUAGGAACCUACACGGAUCUUUCAAAGCUGGAGGCCAGGGAGAGUGUGACAUGGCUUGCUGAUGCGCUCGCAUCUGCCCCUGUCCGUUGA
Ectocarpus siliculosus is the source of this 2787-nucleotide messenger RNA. NCBI's taxonomy places the organism in Eukaryota, Phaeophyceae, Ectocarpales, Ectocarpaceae. The record is from the annotation of a GenBank genome assembly.